Oikopleura dioica is the source of this 2043-nucleotide messenger RNA. NCBI's taxonomy places the organism in Eukaryota, Metazoa, Chordata, Appendicularia, Copelata, Oikopleuridae. The record is from the annotation of a GenBank genome assembly.
AUGGUGAAUCAAGACAAGAUCCAGAUCGGCGAACUGAACAGAAUGGUGACAGUCGACCACGAAUUCAAUAACAGAGCCAAGCAAUGGCAAGACGUAGCGGCUUUCGAACAGAACGAACUAGCCAAAGUGAGGAUUCACCGUUCUUUGAGGCAUGCAAGCAGAGCUUUGGCGUGCUCUGGCGUCGCUACAGUUGUGGCUACAGUGACAUUCAUCGAGCUUGAGUUCGAUUCAGCCGGGGAAAUGACUCCGCCUCAGAAACAUUAUUCGGGAAAGGCAGAAAUCUGCGAAUACAAGUGGGAAAACUCACAAUUGAACUUCGGAAAUGCGACUGGAGGCGACGGUAGUCAAGAAAGAUUGAAGUUUCUGUUGAAGUUUUAUGCUCAGGGAUAUAAAGCGGCAAUAACCUUAAUGACGAUAAUGACUCUGAUUCUGAUUUGGUGGUAUUCUGAGCUUGAGCGGAGACUCCUCGUGCUUCGUCGACAGCUCCCUUCGGAAUCAACGAUCUUGUCAUUUUCUCCGUUGGCUUUUUGGUUCUACCUCGAACUCGCAAUCAGCUCCGUUCAUGUUCCGAUUUUCAAUGUCGGAUUGCCAAAAGAAAUGCAACUAAUGACUUUUCUCCGGUUGUAUCAUCUGAUCAAGUACAUGCGUGAGCACCAUCCGAUGCGUUACAACAGAAUGACGGAGAUUCUGAAGAAUCUCGGCAGUGUGACAAUGUCUUCGAGUUUCUUGCUCAAAUCGCAUUUUCUGAAACGUCCGCUCACGAUGCUGGCGGGUGUAUAUUUCUUCAAUGUUUUUGCGAUGGGGUAUGUAAUCUACGCACUAGAGCGAUCAUAUGGCACGUGUAUGGAAUAUUCAGACGUGGUUUGGCUCAUGGCCGUGACUCUCACUAAUCUCGGGAGCAUUGUGGCUGUGUUGUCGCUUUUCGGAUUAUUCCAGACAGCGCUGAUCGUUGGUGUUCUGUCCGAGUCUCUCCUUAUAGGACCAGAAGAAAAACGUCUCAUGGCAUCUGUUGAGCGACAACGAGCACAUGUUAUCAGAAGAAAAUGCGCUGCUCGUCUGAUUCAAUUCGUUUGGCGCCAAUACAAGUGUCGAAUGUUGAUGGAGCAAAUGGCGAAAAAAGAUGAAACGGAAGAAUUUAUUGCCAAAUUGGGAAGACGUCGUGAACGGAUGAAACUUGCUAAGGCAACCUCUGAGGCUCUUUGGCAGUGGCGACAGGUUAAAAAGAGCACGGAAACUGCUGAAUUAUCGUUGGAGAAAGAAUUUCAAGUAGAUGAAACUGCAAUAACAACGACACACAUUUCGCGAAAACUCGAUUCAUUGGAGAAUCUUGUCAGAAGAGGUGGCCAAUUUCUUCGUAAAAAAUCUUCACAGAGCUGGCUUACGAACGCCAUCAAGCUCGUAAAUGAAGCCGAACACUCCGAUUGCGACGAACCAAAUUACCCAAAAGAUUCACAAGUGGAUUUAGAGGGUGGACAUCAUCAGUCUUGGGCUUCGAAUUUCUUUCAAAGCGGAUUGAGCAGAUUCAGGCCCUCUCGAUAUUCCACCAGAUCCUCAGGAAGAAGAACGAAUUCACUUUCACGGCGCCGGACUACACUAGUCACAACUAGAGCAUCUCCCUCUUUACAGCGUCGUCAAUCGGAGAACAAUUCUGACCCUGGUGGCUGUCCAAAACGCCCCUCUGUAGGCUCGAUUGGAAGGUUGAACACAAUGGCAGCUGGUUUGCCUGAAAUACCGUAUUUCCCAGCCCAAAAUAGGACAGCUGUGACACGUCGUCUCCACCGGGUGAAAUCCGUAGAUUACGCUGUGGACCCUCCUCUGGCGCAAACAGACAAGGCAUUGCUUUAUAAAAACACAGUCGACAAGCGUAAAAACUCCUUACCACUUCCUCCAGUUCCGCGCUCCUCUGACACCAGCUCGCUUGCCAGCGUAAUCCACUCAAUAAGCCGCCAACAAACUCAAGUUCAAGAUGAGCUGAGUGAAUUGAGAAAACUACUGAUUCAGCAGAGCUCCGAGAAGUCAGAUUCAACGAACAGAACGAAUUAG